AUGACAUCAACAUCGGCCACUGAAACUUUAUCCCCUGUCAAGAUUGCUCUAACAACACUCAUUGCUGUGGCAGCAGGUCAAGGCUAUCAUAGCGAUCCCAAGACAGCGGCCAUUAUUAGCGAACAACGUUAUUUGUCGGGCGAUGGAAAAUUUGGUGCUGCCUACACACAAGAAGAUGGAAUUAAUUUCAAAGAAGAAACCGAUGCUGAUGGUACUCGACAUGGUAGCUAUAGUUAUGUAGAUCCAACUGGUCAAAGGAGAACUAUUUCAUAUACGGCUGGCAAAAAUGGCUUCCAAGCAUCGGGCGAUCAUUUGCCCGUAGCUCCACCAGCACCACCACAACCCGUGCCCCAGCCCGGCUAUGCACCACAGCCACAAUAUCAACCACCAGCCCCUAGCAAUUAUCGUGCCGACGAUUACGGUGAUGAUGGCUCUUACGAUCCCCGAUACAAUGAUCCCAACUUCAGUCAAAAUCAACAACCCUAUCGUCAACCUGCCCCCGCACCAGCCUAUAAUCCACCAGCUCCCGCUUACAAUCCUCCAGCUCCAGCAUACAAUCCACCAGCCUAUAAUCCACCACCACCACAAUACAAUGCUCCUCAGCCCCAAUAUAAUCCCCAGCCCCAACAAUACUAUCAACCCACAACACCCAAUCCACAUCGUUUUGCACCACCCGGUAAACUCUCACUGAAUCGUACACCCGAUGGUUUUACCUACAGUUUUAAUAAAGUUCGUUAAGAACUGUUGUUUGGUACGGCGAUAAGAGAGUGAUAGAAUGAGUUUUGUUUAAAAAU
This is a messenger RNA of Musca vetustissima, 794 nucleotides long. RefSeq lists its product as uncharacterized. The transcript is spliced from 3 exons. Gene Ontology annotation, cellular component: chitin-based extracellular matrix. The coding region runs from base 1 to 738 and encodes 245 amino acids. Lineage: Eukaryota; Metazoa; Arthropoda; Insecta; Diptera; Muscidae. Gene Ontology annotation, molecular function: structural constituent of chitin-based larval cuticle. The record is from RefSeq and is a predicted model, not a curated record.